CUUCCAGAACAGUACUCUUCAUCACUUCACUUUAUCUCCUUGCGAGGUCAAUGUAUGGCGCCUGAGACCCUGGACCUUGCCUGGAAAACAACAAUUCCCAAGAUGCAGUGGUGCAGGUGGGCAGGCAACUGGAAAUCACACCUGCCAGGAAAGUCCUCUGGGCCGGAGCAGGACGACUCCUUCGACUUCCUCUUUAAGAUCAUCCUGGUGGGAGACUCAGACGUGGGGAAGACCUGCGUGGUCCAGAGCUUUAAGUCUGGUGUCUUCAUGGAGAAACAACAAAACACUAUCGGGGUGGACUUCACCGUACGAACCAUGGACAUUGAUGGCAGGAAGGUCAAGCUGCAGGUGUGGGACACGGCUGGACAGGAGCGUUUCCGCACGAUCACCCAGAGUUAUUACCGCAGCGCCCACGGCGCUAUAGUGGCCUAUGACAUCACACGGCGUCCAACUUUUGAAUCUGUGACACACUGGAUCCAGGAAGUGGAGCAGUACGGGGCUGCUAGCGUUGUUCUCAUCCUCAUUGGGAACAAGUCGGAUCUGCAGUCGGAGAGACAAGUGCUGUUUGAGGAUGCCUGUACUCUGGCUGAGGGGAAGGGUGCGCUGGCCGCCUUGGAAACCUCAGCCAAGGAGGCCCAGAAUGUGGAAGCAGCCUUCGUGCUAAUGGCCCGGGAGCUGAUGGUUAGGAACGGCCUGACCAUCACAGACGAACACUCACAGGCCUCCCCACCCUUCCCAAACUCCCAUCCUAUCCAUGGCUCCGAUUCCACGGACAGGAAAUCAUGUUGUUGAGAGAAAUGAUGGGCAAGGUGGACAAGAGGUUGUUGUGCUGAUGGAGCUGAUAACUAUAUAAUUAACCUAUAGAUAAACUAUAAUUGUCUGGAAUCAAUGUUGGCACAAAGCCUGCUAGUUUUAGACUGCCACAUCUAAAGGUGCUGUCAAGAAGCGUGUUGGGAUAGAGGCUAGGGGUUGGGGAUGUGUGUGUCUACUAUAUUGUGCGUUGGUGGGGAUGGAAUAGAUACAAGUAAUGUAGUGAUGAUUGAGACUAUCACUGCCACUGAAAAGUCCCACUCCAGCUGUAUUUUUUAAACUUUUCCCAUUGAAAAACAAUAUUUCAAGUAUAAAUACAGUACACACAUUCAGGGGUAAAAAAAAUAUGUUUUGAGCAAAAUAGUUUUCUUUUUUUAAAUUUACACAAUUGCGAAAUUCAAGAGUUUGCCAAAUCAAGGAGUUGGUCUGAUGGUGCACUCUGAGGUCAUCGGAUUUUCCCUUUGCUUGCAGGAACAAUAGAGGAGCAAUGGACCACCUAUUUUGUUAAGUAAAUCAGGUGAUAAAUUAGGUUCUAGGGAGGCUGGAGUGGGUCUUUAACUGUAGUUUUAAACUUGGCUGCCAGUAGUCACCUGUCCUUAUCGUACUUAACCUACUACUAUUGUCUAAACGUAACCAGUAUUUAAUAACCAAACGUGGUAAAAGUAUCCUCUGGCCACCUGUGGUCUAUUGUAUGUGGCAAAAUGACUGGUUUCAAUGAACACUCCUACUGUUUGAUCUUUUACCUUCUUUUUUUUUAUUGUCUUCCAGCUUGUCAAAUAUAGUGUUG
Molecule: messenger RNA, 1597 nt
Organism: Salvelinus namaycush (lake trout)
Lineage: Eukaryota; Metazoa; Chordata; Actinopteri; Salmoniformes; Salmonidae
Product: ras-related protein Rab-19-like
Exons: 5
Coding region: 55-792 (245 amino acids)
Cellular component (GO): trans-Golgi network
Molecular function (GO): GTP binding; GTPase activity
Source: RefSeq, a predicted model, not a curated record